Messenger RNA from Pistacia vera, 1038 nucleotides. RefSeq names its product signal recognition particle subunit SRP72-like. Bases 1 to 1038 code for a protein of 345 amino acids. The record is from RefSeq and is a predicted model, not a curated record. Gene Ontology annotation, biological process: SRP-dependent cotranslational protein targeting to membrane. Gene Ontology annotation, molecular function: 7S RNA binding; ribosome binding; protein binding. Gene Ontology annotation, cellular component: signal recognition particle, endoplasmic reticulum targeting. Lineage: Eukaryota; Viridiplantae; Streptophyta; Magnoliopsida; Sapindales; Anacardiaceae. The transcript is spliced from 3 exons.
AUGCAAAUUAGCUUCUUUGAUCAGCUCCUUGGAAACAAACAAGAGGCUAUUGGAGCUUAUGCAGACAUUAUCAAACGAAAUCUGUCAGAUGAAUCAUCACUUGCUGUGGCAGUGAACAACCUCGUUGCACUAAAGGGUCCAAAAGAUGUUUCAGAUAGCUUAAGGAAGCUUGAUCGCAUCAAAGAGAAAGGCAUGCAAAACUUUCAGCUUGCUCGUGUGCUUGACUUGAAGCUUUCAUCAAAGCAAAAGGAGGCAAUAUAUGCAAAUCGGGUGCUUUUACUUCUUCAUGCAAAUAAGAUGGAUCAGGCUCAAGAACUUGUUGCCACAUUGCUAGACCUUUUUCCUGGCAGUGUGAUGCCAGUAUUGCUUCAAGCUGCUGUCUUAGUGAGAGAGAAAAAGGCUGCAAGAGCUGAAGAAAUAUUAGGGCAGCAUGCUGAGAAGUUCCCUGACCAGUCCAAAGUUGUUCUUCUGGCAAGGGCACAGGUUGCUGCUGCUGCUUCUGCCAACCAUCCUCAUAUUGCAGCCGAGUCCCUGGCUAAGAUACGUGAUAUCCAGCACAUGCCUGGUACUGUGGCCACCCUUGUGUCUCUUAAAGAGUGUGCUGGAGAUAUCAAAGGUGCAGCAGCUGUGCUUGACGCUGCAAUCAAGUGGUGGUUAAAUUCCAUGACCGAGGACAAUCAGCUAAGUGUUAUAAUGCAGGAGGCUGCUUCCUUCAAGCUCAGACAUGGUCGAGAGGAGGAUGCCUUCCAUCUCUAUGAGGAGCUUGUGAAAACACAUGGAAGCGUUGAGGCAUUGGUUGGGCCGGUCACUACAGCUGCUCAUGUGGAUGUUGACAAGGCUGAAGCUUAUGAGAAGAAGCUGAAGCCAUUGCCUGGUUUCAAGGGGGUUGAUGUGAAUAGUUUAGAGAAGACUUCCGGUGCAAAACAUGUUGAAGGCAACAAUGACCUUAACAACAAACACCAACCAAAUAUCCCUAAAUUGGUAGUAGGUGAAGUGUUUAUGUUGUCAGGAAAAUCAUGUACGCAAUCAUAUGCAUAG